CCCACAUACCCCACCAUGACGAACGCUCACGGCAGAGAUAACAUCGCCGACGGCCUGGUGGCCACAUCGUUCUCGCUGUCGCCCAAAAAGUCGCUGCGGAAGACGCGCAGCAAGAGCAUCGGCCCCGGCGGCGUAGGAGAGUUGGACGCGCCUGCGCUGAAGGAGAGCAAUGGGAACCGCAGGAAGUCUGCGUUCAUCCCCGCAGUCAAGUCCAUCCUAUCCUCCAACGACGAGGAUGAGAAAAAGCGCCGCGAGGCCCGCCGCAAGUCGUUAGCAAGACGGCGCGUCUCCUUUGCCCCCGAAGCCACCCUACAUACCUGGGACGUGGUCGAGUACCUGCGCGAUGCAACGAGCUCGUCCGCAUCCUCUGAUGCCACCCGGAGGGCUUCAGGCGUCUCCCAAGCGCCUGCGCCUGAUUCAGACCCCGCCGAGCCGCCUUCCACGCCUCCUGAGCAGGUCGAGGAGCCAACACCGGAGCCCGAACCGACCUCCGCGAGCCAACGCGACCUGCACCAGAAGAAGAACCGCCGCAGCUCUGGCAUACCGCCCAUGAACUUCAACAAUCCCGACGAUGUCUACUCGUCAAGUCCACUAAGCGGAGACAGCCGCUCACCUGGUGAUGCGGACACUGGUAGCAGCGAGUCUGAGGAGGAUGAGCUGGAAGACCAGGGCACAUCUCCCGAACACGAAGACUCCUCACAAAGCAGUGCCAAGUUGGACGCAGCGCUUCGCCAGGCUUCAGCCCAAGCGGGGACACAAAAACUGGAGCUCGAUGAGGAUGGCGACCUGUCAAUGGACAUGGCAGAAGACGAGGUCACGACAUCCUUCCAGCCCUGGGCCAGGAAGAGUACUGUACCACAGCACGACACAGAAAACGCUGACCCCUUCUCGCCUUCAGCAAAUAUGGAAGAAAACGAGGACGACAUGAGCAUGGACAUUACGCGUGCAGUUGGAGGCAUCCUCUCAAAACCGGAGCCGCAGAGCUCGGAUAUCGACGACGACAUGACCAUGGAUCUUACCAUGCCUCUUGGCAGCAUCCGAGCACUCGGUUCGAAAGCGCCAACAGAGAAGAAGAACUUGAAGCGGAGGGCAUCGAUGUUGGACGCAUCACAGGGAAGCCCAGAAAAACGUGCUACCAAUAGACGUACAAGUCUCCGCCAACGGCGCAAGUCUGAGGAGAACGCAUCGGAAGACGCAACAAUGGAUCUUACUAUGGCGAUUGGUGUGAUCAAAAGUAAGGAUUCCCCACCUCACCAACAGAAUUCCACCAGUCGUCAGAGUUUGGACGCACCGUUGGAAGACGAAACUAUGGACUUCACACUUGCUGUCGGCAGUAUAAAAAAUCUACCAGCACACGUGGAUGAGAGCGAUGAGGAAGAGGAAGAAGAUGAGGACCUCUCCAUGGAGUUCACGAAGAUCGUGGGGCCUGGGAUCAAGCACCUCGACAUACCAGCAGCAGCGACUCCUGAGAAGCCUGCUCUUAUUGUGGAUCCUGCUCCUGAACCAUUGAAAUCUCCAACCUCACAAUCCCCCCCCAAGGAGCCCGCUGAACAUGGUAGCUAUUUCACAGAGGCACCACCUGGUGAUUCCAUCCCGGAACUGCCAGCCCAAAACACACCCACUACCUCUACCGAUGUCAUCUACCCAACUCUUGAUCCAGGCACCCCUGAAAUCGUGAAGCAAUACCGUCUCGAAGACAUCGAGCCCUCGCCGUUUGUAGCUAGAACUCCACGAAGCGCUGAAAAAGCAGACGGGACUACCACCACACCAUCGAACCAAGAUCAGCCGGCGCCUGUUUCAAUCCCUGAUGAUCCAAUUGCUGCCCCGAUCUUGAAUCGGCGUCGUUCCUCUCUGUCUUCUGUACAGUUCAGUCCACUCAACGCCCCACACGAGGCAGCAGUUUUGAAGAGUACUGCUUUACUGACAAAUCACAUCAAGUUGCUUUCAACCCCCAGAAAACAGACGCUUAUGUCGCCAUUGAAACGAGGCGCGGCGUCUAAAGAUUCCCAAACUCCUCAAAAGCAGCCGACCCCAAAACAGAAGACGCCGACUCCAAAGAGAGCAUCGCGCAGGCAAAGCGCAAGCCCCAAGAAGCGGGUGGUUUUUGGUGAGCAGAAGCAAGAACCUGUCGAAGAAAGCAUCAACGAAGACACAGUCGAAGAAGUGUCAGAUGUGGAACGCAUCUCAUUGCAAGACUUCUUGGACAUGACCAAGAUCCGCUUCAUGGAUCUUAGCACAACCAAACGGCGACACACUGCUGCUCCUGCGGCUUUCCACGACAUGGAGGUGGAAGAGAAAGAGGACUCCUUGGAUCGAUAUGUUGUUGCCGGUGCAUGCACUCUGCCAGAGUACGAACUAUACCAGCAUGCCUGCCAUGAGAUGAAGAAGUACAUUUCAGACGGGCGUCAUUUCGUUCGAACCAUGGAAGCCAAUGUUCUCGACGAGAAUCCGUUAUUGUUCAGCGAAUAUCUCGGUGCUCCUCCGGAUCAGCGCGCUGUCAUGGACAACCAGUUCAAGAACUUGAAGACAAAUGCCCGUCUUGAAGCUCGUGGAGAAUGGUAUACCUGGCGCAGUACUCUUUUGCACGAUCUCAAGGCUGGUCUUCUUGGAACCAUGGAUGGCUUCAAGCGCGAUGAGUCGACACUCGCGAAUCAAGAACAGCUUCUUGACACUGUAUUGCCCGCCUUGGUCGAAAAGCAAGAGCAACUGUCUGCUGAACGUGUAGCAUUGCAACAGCGCCACGAUGAGCUGAACAGUUGUGACCGUGAGGAGCUGGAACAGGCCCGCGAAAGACUCACCGCCGCAGACGCUGAGUUGAAAGACAAGCGACAUCUUCUGGCUCAACUCCAGCAAGAGCUCGACGAUAAGGAAGCGGGCAUCGAGUCAGUCAAAGAACGCAAGACUGAAUGCGUAGAGCAAACCAAGGCCGCUGAACGUAUGCGUGAGGACUGCCGUGGAUGGUCUACAAGUGAAGUCAAUGCAUUGAAAGCCAAGGUCACAGCGCUCGAGCAAGCUCACGGCUGGAGCAUCACUUCCGCGUCAUCCACAAGCAUCACCAUGACCCACGCGAACGAUCUCGAGCUAUACUUCCAGCCAUCUGCUUUCGCAACAGGCGACUCCACAGCAAACGGAUCCAUCUCCCUAGCCUACAUCGGCGACUCUGCAACCCCACACCCCCGCCCAUUAACCACAAGUAAGCGCUUCUUCCUCCAGCUCAUCCGCGCACACCUGCACUGCAUCCCCCAGUCCCAAACCCGCAUCGCCCAACUCCUCACCCUCGUGAAAAACAGCUGGGCCACCGCCCUCGCCGUCGCCGACGGCAUCCGCUGGCUCGAGCACAGCUACAUCACAGAGGAAUUCAUCCUCUCCGACGAGCGCAUGGCGAUCGCCGCGUCCAUGCUGCUCCCCUCGCUCCAGACGAAAAUUAAAGUCGUAUUUGAAAUCGGCGUUAGCCUUACCGGGCUUGAGGUUUCGACUGAGACUGGCGUCAAGGCGGAGGUCGUGUAUGGGGAGAAGUACGGAGAGGAGAAGAUGAGUGCGUUCUUGAGGGAUGGGUGUCCCAGUGAGGUCGGGCCUGGGGCGGAUAUGACGGGUUGGGCGAAUGGUAUGGCGGAUUUGGCGGUGAGGUUGCGCAAGACGGGUAGAAAGGGCGAGCGGAAGUAGGGGGUUGGUUUGGUUUUUGCUUUGUUUAUCGCGCUGGUGAUUUUAUGGAUGGACGGGGUGGCUUAUGAUUCACGACACGUUUUUUUCGUUGGCGGGUUGCAUAUUGGUGUUUACUUUUUUUUUAGUUGUUUAUUCGCGAACUUGAGAUUCUCAUGCAGACAGAAAUGCUUGAAUACCAAC
This is a messenger RNA of Dothidotthia symphoricarpi CBS 119687, 3843 nucleotides long. Its product is annotated as Spc7-domain-containing protein. Gene Ontology annotation, biological process: mitotic sister chromatid biorientation; mitotic spindle assembly checkpoint signaling; protein localization to kinetochore. The transcript has 3 exons. Bases 16 to 3663 code for a protein of 1215 amino acids. The record is from RefSeq and is a predicted model, not a curated record. NCBI's taxonomy places the organism in Eukaryota, Fungi, Ascomycota, Dothideomycetes, Pleosporales, Dothidotthiaceae.